This is a messenger RNA of Kickxella alabastrina, 2241 nucleotides long. RefSeq lists its product as uncharacterized. Lineage: Eukaryota; Fungi; Kickxellomycota; Kickxellomycetes; Kickxellales; Kickxellaceae. Bases 1 to 2241 code for a protein of 746 amino acids. The record is from RefSeq and is a predicted model, not a curated record. Gene Ontology annotation, molecular function: threonine-tRNA ligase activity; ATP binding. Gene Ontology annotation, biological process: threonyl-tRNA aminoacylation. The transcript has 4 exons. Gene Ontology annotation, cellular component: cytoplasm; mitochondrion.
AUGCUUCGAUUGCAAUUCGCCUCGGCAGUCCGAACCGGUCUGACAGCGCGCCUCACAGCCCGAUCAGCGCCGCGGCCAGCCUCUAAACGGCUCUUAUCGACUGUUAUUCUGGAUAGACGAACCCGCCUGUGGAACCAAGAAAAGGAGCGCCAGUUCACAUCACCCAUCAUAACAAUCUCAGUAUCAUUAUCCGAUCUGGGAGUAGACCGCGAGGCCGUGGCCAAUGUGACCACGCCCCUUGACAUGGCGCGCAAAUACGCCCAAAAGACAGCCAAAAAGUACAUCGCCGCACUGAUCAACGAAAGCACGCCCUGGGAUAUGCAGCGGCCCUUGCCGAGAGACGCGAGGAGCUUGCGGUUUGUCGGGUUUGACAGCAACAGUGCGGUGUCGCAGGAGGUGUUCUGGCACUCGUCGGCGCAUGUCAUGGGCGCGGCUUUGGAGCAAAUAUACGGCGAUGAUCUGCUCUUGUGCGACGGCCCGGCGCUGGCCGAGGGAGGGUUCUUUUACGAAUUUCUGAGCGCUGCGGAUAUGGAAUCUGUGCAGAAGACGGCCAUGGAUAUUGUCAGCAAGAAAACUGAGUUUGAGCGCAUGGUUGUGGACUUUGACUUUGCGUGUGAGCUGUUUUUGGACAACCCAUUCAAGCUGCAUUUCCUCGACCGCGCUCGCGUAAACUCUCACAAGCAGCAGAAGGCUGCUGGAUCCUUGGCAUCGGCGGAUCGGGUUAGUCUGUACAAAUGCGGCAGCAUGAUUGAUCUGUGCCGCGGUCCACAUGUGGUUCACACGUCGCAGCUCCAGUCUUUCAUGAUCAACCGCGUGUCGUCGGCACAUUGGGUUGGGCACCUCAGCAAUGGCGUCAGCGAUGGCAAAGGUCAGAGCGCUGUGUCUCUUGCUGGAGAAUCGCAGCAGCAGAAACACCCCGUGCUCAACCGAGUCUAUGGCAUUUCGUUCCCGAGCCACGACAUGAUGAAGGACCACCAGAAGAGGCUCGAUGAGGCCGCAAAGCGGGACCACCGGACAAUUGGCAAGGAACAGAAGCUGUUCAUGAUGCACCCAUGGGCACCUGGCUCGGGAUUCAUCCUUCCCCAUGGCGUGCGGAUGGUCAACACAAUUCUGACAGAGAUCCGGCGAAAGUACGCCAAAUAUGGCUUUGACGAGGUGACCACGCCGCUGAUGUACAACCGCAAGCUGUGGGAGACCAGUGGUCACUGGGAGAAGUACCGCGACGACAUGUUUGGCAUCAGCUCGGGCAACGAAACACCCAGCGCAUAUCUGCUCAAGCCAAUGAACUGCCCCGGCCACUGCCUCAUUUUUGCCAGCGACCAGCGCUCUUACAGGGACCUGCCCAUCCGCUAUGCGGAUUUCAGCCCUCUGCACCGCAACGAGGUGGCUGGCGCGCUCUCGGGACUCACGCGCGUGCGCAAGUUCCACCAGGACGACGGUCAUAUUUUCUGCGAGCGGUCGCAGGUAUCGGGAGAGAUCGAGAGCUGCCUGAGGCUGAUUGGCGAGAUGUACAGCAUGUUUGGGUUUGCCUCGUAUGAGCUAGUUUUGUCGACCAGGCCGCAGAGCUACAUUGGCGAGGUUUCCGAGUGGGACGAGGCGGAGGCGGCGCUCAGAGCAGCGCUGGAUGGCAGUGGGCUGCCGUGGGCGGUGAACGAGGGUGAUGGCGCGUUCUACGGGCCCAAGAUUGACGUGCGCGUGCAGGACGCGCUGGGCCGCAAGCACCAGACUGCGACCAUUCAGCUUGAUUUCCAGCUGCCGCAGCGGUUCGAGCUCAAGUACACGGGUGCCGAUGGCCGGCAUCAUCGACCGGUUAUGAUCCACCGGGCGGUGCUGGGCAGCAUGGAGCGGAUGCUAGCUAUUUUGAUCGAGCACUGGGGCGGCAGGUGGCCGUUCUGGAUCAAUCCGCGCCAGGCCAUCGUUAUCCCCACGUCGACCGCUGCCGGCGCCGAAAAUAUCGUCGAGUAUGCGCAGAUGGUGCGCGACAUGCUGGCCAACGACAAGAACGCAGAGUCCGUUGAUAGCCACCGGUUCUUUGUAGACAUUGAUCUGUCGGGAAACACGCUCAACCGCGCCGUCAGGGAGGCGCAGUUGGCCCAGUACAGCUACAUUCUGGUGGUUGGCGAAAAGGAACUCCAAACGGGUACCAUUGACGUGCGCCCGCGCCAGGGCAGCCGUCUCGGCGCCAAGUCUGUUGCCGAGACUAAGGCCAUAUUCCAGGAUCUCAUAGAGACAUUCAAGUGA